This is a messenger RNA of Naumovozyma dairenensis CBS 421, 381 nucleotides long. RefSeq names its product profilin (gene PFY1). The transcript is spliced from 2 exons. Gene Ontology annotation, cellular component: cell cortex. Gene Ontology annotation, molecular function: actin monomer binding. Bases 1 to 381 code for a protein of 126 amino acids. Lineage: Eukaryota; Fungi; Ascomycota; Saccharomycetes; Saccharomycetales; Saccharomycetaceae. The record is from RefSeq and is a predicted model, not a curated record.
AUGUCUUGGCAAGCGUACACUGAUAACUUACUAGCUACUGGUAAAGUUGACAAAGCAGUUAUUUACUCAAGAGCAGGUGAUUCUGUAUGGGCCACUUCAGGUGGAUUCCAAUUACAAGCUAAUGAAAUCUCUGAGAUAUGCCAAGGUUUUGACAAUCCAGCCGGUUUACAAAGUAAUGGGUUGCACAUUCAAGGUCAAAAAUUUAUGUUAUUGAGAGCUGAUGAUAGAAGUAUCUACGGUAGACACGAUGCUGAAGGUGUUGUUUGUGUUAGAACAAAACAAACAGUUUUGGUUGCUCAUUAUCCACCAACUGUUCAAGCUGGUGAAGCUACAAAGAUCGUUGAACAAUUGGCUGACUAUUUAAUCAGUGUUCAAUAUUAA